This is a messenger RNA of Erigeron canadensis, 5236 nucleotides long. RefSeq names its product DNA glycosylase/AP lyase ROS1-like. Gene Ontology annotation, molecular function: DNA N-glycosylase activity; DNA demethylase activity; 4 iron, 4 sulfur cluster binding. The transcript has 20 exons. Gene Ontology annotation, biological process: base-excision repair. NCBI's taxonomy places the organism in Eukaryota, Viridiplantae, Streptophyta, Magnoliopsida, Asterales, Asteraceae. Bases 115 to 5016 code for a protein of 1633 amino acids. The record is from RefSeq and is a predicted model, not a curated record.
AAUCCUUGCAACAGAAAGAAACCUUUUUAUACUGGCGUUACCUGUGUAAAACCUCCUCCGAGCUCCGGUUCAUAACAAUCAUCAUUGAUUGUGGUUAAGGAAUCAGGCGAUUCGAUGGAAAAAGAUGGUACUUGGAUACCUUUAACACCAGGAAAGCCUAUUUUCGCUACGUUUGGAUAUAGCAACGAGUCGACAUUGACUUCUGAAAAUGGAAUUAUAAAGGGAAUUUUAAAUGUGGCGUUUCCGUGUAUAGAUUUACUUGACAGUAACAGACUUAUGGAAAAGGGAGGAAUGAAUGAGACCCAUAAGUUGCCAGCUAGCAUUCUUGAUGAACAUGAAGCAUUUUUUGGUGCGGUUUUAACUGAAUCUGAAAAGACGGCAUUGGGUCAGGAUGACACAAGCUGUGUACAAGAGGAGGCAGUAAAAGUUCCUUCAGGGUGUGAUGGUAAAAAGGCGGCGGAUGGUCUUGAUGAGUCACUUGGCUCAGUUCCAACUCCAUUUAGGACAGAAGACUCCAGGAAAAGGCGUAAUAAUGGUAUUGACUUGAACAAGAAGCCAAGUCAAAGACCGCGGGUGAAAAAACACAGACCUAAAAUAUUCGAUGAAAGCAAACCUAAAAGAGUCCCAAAGGUUCAAACUCCAAAGGGUACGACCCCACGACCAAAAAAAACACCAAAGCCUGCAACUCCAAAUCGGGUACAAGAAAAGAGCGCGAGCUCGAAACAUAAUAAAGAUACAGGAUCGACGGAUUGUGUGCAAAAUUUUGCGAGUCAUGGACAUGUAGACGCUGAGCAAGUCGUCCAAGAAGCUGCUAGGGAUUCAUUAGUUGUUGCUAAACGAUGCAACCGUUACUUGGAUUUUGACUCUGAUCUAGUUGCUCAAGAGUCUCAUAAUGUGUCAAAAAUACAAGACUCCAGGAGAAUUUUUUUUAACCUUGAAAGUUUCGGUUGUCUUGGUAAGAUUGUUACUUCCAAGAGAAAUACACCAAGGAGGAGUAAAUUUCCAAAGAAGACUCAUCAAGCUUCAGAGGAUUUGUUUGGAGGUAAUGACAAGGAGAAACAUGAGCAAGCUUUUUGCUUUACAAGAGAAGAAGCAGCUGGAAAAAGUAGUAGUAAAUAUGUUUACUUUUAUCAACGCCGAAAGAAAAUUAAUUCAAAAGUAAUAAGUUACACCCCUACAGUGCAAGUAUAUCGUAGGACGUUUCGAGAAAAUAACUGUGUUGAAAAUAGUAAAAAGAUCGGACCCAAUUUUCCAAAACUAUUCAAGCAACGAAGGACGUUUGGAAAAAAAGCAAAUAUAGGUUGGUGGUGCAUAGACCGUGUUGAAGAUGCGCAGGGUAAUGGGAAAAGCUCACUUAGAAAGUGCAUUCAAGCUACCAGUAAAAAGGUACAUAUUAAGGUCGAUAAAUCGAAAGAUAAAAAACGACUGGUGAAAAAGCCUGAAAUCCCGAGAGGAGAAUGGCUUAGAAGUGUAUUUUCACCUCCUAGAAGGAAGCGAUCCAUAAGGCAGAUUCGUAGGAUGGGAAAUAACAAGGACUUUCUUGGUUCUAGCAGAAUGCCUUAUGAUGAUGAUACAUACCUUAAAUGUCAAGAGGAAUACUCUCUUCAGAUUACAGACAGUCUCCCACAGCAAGAUGUUGAUAUAUGCCUUAACUGUGAGGAGAAUUUUCUUCAGAUCACAGAGAGCCUUCGACUGCAAGCUGAUUAUAUAGAUAUCAACUGUGAAGAGGAAAAUUUUCUUCAAAUUACAGAAAGUGUCCCAGUACACGAGGUUCUGAUCCAUAGGAUUGAAAGUUUUACCUCACUGCACCGUGAUGUUCAACGAAUUGAUGAUUUUGUAUGCGGUCUAAACAAUUUUCAGCUACAAGAGGUUCCCGUGUUUCAAAGUCUGGUACCCAGAUAUGAGGAUGCCAAAGAUAGACGUCCUCUAUAUGAACGAGAAAUGACUCUAAUUGUAACAGAGAAAAUGGCAAGGCUAGACAUCAAUGGCCAAUGCAACAAACUAGUGGUACGAGAUCCAAAUGCUGCUGGGAGACUAGCAAGUCUAGACUUCAAUGAUCAGUGCAAGGAACUAGUGGUACGAGAUGAAAAGGUCAAUGGGGCCAUUGUGAAGGUAUCUCCUACCAAGAAGCAUAAAGUGCUUCCCAAGGUAGAUCUUGACAAGGAGACUUUGAGAGUUUGGAAACUGUUGAUGGAGAAUGAUGGAAGUGAACAACUUGAAGAAACUGAUAAAGAUAAGAAUGAAUGGUGGGACAAACAGAGAGAAAUAUUUCGUGGACGUGUGGACUCAUUUAUUGCCAAAAUGCAUCUUAUUCAAGGUGACAGGCGUUUCUCACCAUGGAAGGGUUCAGUAGUUGAUUCGGUGGCUGGUGUUUAUUUAACUCAAAAUGUGUCCGACCAUCUUUCAAGCUCUGCUUUUAUGUCGGUGGCUGCAAGAUUUCCGGUUAAGCCCAAAAGUAAGAAAGCUGAUGAUUACUUUGAUGAAGUCGGAACUAGAAAAGAAUCAGUCACAUGUAAUACAAAAGUUACUGAAGAUCUCUGUAAGAAUAAUGGAAUGGAACAAGAUGUGAUUACUUCAUGUGCUGAUGCAUUUUCAACCACAGAACCUCAACAAGAUGUGGAUUCAAAUCCAAUUCUGGGUCAAGAUGAGCCGUAUGCCAAUGAGAAUUCUAAUACUUUCCGAAAGCGUCUAGAAGUUGAGGAGUUCGACUUUCUCAAGCAGUUUUCUAGCCAGGAAUCAAUUGCAAGUAAUAACGAAGGUGGUGAAAACUUCCUUAAGAACAACGACAUAGAACAAAAUGAGAGUACUAAAUGUGACGAGUUUGGUAGCCAAGAAUCAUUCACCAGUACAACAAAAGAUGGUGAAGAUCUCUUUAAGGAUAAUGAAAUGAUACAGAAUGUGAGUCCUGCAUGUGCUGAUGUCACUCCAACCACGAAACGUCAACAAGAUACGACUUCUGACUCAAUUUUGGCUCAAGAUAAGCCUUGCAUCAAUGCAAAUACUAAUACUUCAGGCAUGCUGCCAGGAGUUCAGGAGGUGGAUUAUCCCAAGGAGUUUUGUAGGUCUGGCAUUAAUGAAUCAUCAAUAAAUGAGAGCAUGGUUAAUUGGGAUCUGAAAACAAGCAUAGUAGAAGGUGAAGAGCAAACUGUAGUAUCUUGUGAUCUUCAGAUUUCCUCCGAACCUUCUACAGCUAUUUCUGAUGUGAAUGUGGGUUCAUCUGAGACUUCAGAAAGAGAUUUCAUUGGUCAAUUAGAGUCGAUUUGUACAGAAGAACCAAAGGUUGUAACUCCAGUUUCUAGUCUCAAAUGUGUACUCAACAUUGCACAAGGGGUAAAUGAUGUAAACAAUCAUCAGGGCAUGACCGAAAUACUCGUAGAAACUGGAAGCACGGGAAAGAAGAAAAGUAAAAUUGAGAAGAAGCAAGAAUCCAAAAUUGACUGGGAAGCAUUGAGGAAAACUUAUUGCAGAUAUGGCAGAAGAGAAACUGAUGAUAAUUUCAUGGAUGCAGUUGAUUGGGAUGCAGUUAGACGCGCUCCUGUUGAAGAACUUGCUAAAGUCAUAGCGGAGCGAGGAAUGAAUAAUGUGCUAGCUGGACGAAUAAAAGACUUUUUGGAUAGAGUUUAUCAAGACCAUGGAGCUAUCGAUCUUGAAUGGUUAAGGGACCUUCCACCCGACACAGCAAAGGAAUUCUUGCUGAGCAUUGAUGGAAUCGGUUUAAAGAGUGUGGAGUGUGUACGACUUCUAACGCUACAUCAUCUUGCUUUUCCUGUUGACACAAAUGUUGGUCGAGUAGCCACACGUCUAGGGUGGGUCCCACUACAACCCCUUGGUGACGUUCCAAUUCAUCUUUUGAACGCUUACCCAAUGGUGGACAAGAUUCAGAAAUACCUCUUCCCCAGGCUAUGCACCCUUGACCAAAGAACAUUGUAUGAAUUACAUUAUCAGUUGAUCACAUUUGGAAAGGUAUUUUGCACCAAAGUAAAACCAAAUUGCGAUGCGUGUCCGAUGAGAGCAGAGUGCAGGCAUUAUGCAAGUGCAGUUGCUAGUGGUAGGCUCAAACUUCCUGCACCGAAGGAAGGUAGUCAUGUAACUUCAAUCGUCCCUGUUGGAAAUGAACAAAACUAUUCAGUGUUUGGUAUACCACCAUCAAUCAUUGACCUGGAAGUCAACGAAACAAGUUCAAGUUAUUAUGGUCAAACUUGUGAACCCAUAAUUGAAGUUCCACAAUCCCCCAUGCCUGAAGUGGAAGACACAUUAAUAUCUGUAGAUGACAUUGAAGAUUUAUUUUGUGAGUCGGAUGAUGAAAUUCCCACAAUCCGACUUAACACGGAAGAGUUCAGGGAAACUUUAAAAGAUACUAUAGAUGCAAAUAAAAUUCCUCUCUCAGAGGGUGAUAUGUCGAAAGCUCUAGUUUCUUUGUCAGCAGAAGCUGCUACCUUUCGUAUGCCACAAGUUAAGUAUGUAGCCAGAUUGAGGACUCUGCACGUUGUCUGUGAACUGCCAGACUUCCAUCCGUGCUUGGCUGGGUUUGAUGAGAGGGAACAUGAUGAUCCUUCCCCAUACUUGCUUAAGAUUUGGCUUCCAGGUGAAAUUCCCAAUUCAUUAGGAUCUGCUGAAAACAGAGUAUGUGAUAUCGCCAGCGAUAAUCAUGAAGAAACAGUUAAAGCAACAGUCCUGAUUCCUUGUAGAACUGCAAAUAGAGGGACAUUUCCCCUCAACGGCACAUAUUUUCAGGUCAACGAGGUGUUUGCCGAUGAUGAAACCACAAACUUUCCGAUGGAUGUUCCAAGAAGUCUGGUGCGGAAUUUGCCAACACGAGAACUAGGUUGUGGGUCAUCUGCAACAUCAAUAUUCAGAGCCCUGCCAACCAGUGUCAUUCAGCGCUUGUUCUGGAGAGGAUCGAUAUGUGUAAGAGGAUUCAAUAGAAAAACAAGAAAACCUCAUCCUCUUCACAGAAGAUUUCAUAUAUCAACAGCGGCGAUUGCUGCAGAAAACAAAAAGUUAGAGAAGAAAUAGUACUUGCAAGUAUUGAAAUAAUGUAGAUAAAUAGCUUUUAUAAGUAGAUUAUUCCACAAUUAGGAUUAACACAAAAGUAGGAAAACAACUGUUAGAUUCUUUUGCCAGAAUAGUAAAACGUGCAAUUAGUUUUUGAAUGUUCCUGAUCCAUCUAACAUAGUUUUAGUAAGUAGUCUUUCGAGGGCUUAGAAAGAAAUAAUACAGCCAUGUUUUAGCUCAA